Molecule: messenger RNA, 831 nt
Organism: Penicillium brevicompactum
Lineage: Eukaryota; Fungi; Ascomycota; Eurotiomycetes; Eurotiales; Aspergillaceae
Exons: 2
Coding region: 1-831 (276 amino acids)
Source: RefSeq, a predicted model, not a curated record
AUGCCCGUCGCUACCCUCCACCUCCUUACCCUUGCCAAAUCUACAGAUGCGCAAUCGUUCCUUCAGCAACUCAAGCAAUCGCCCAAUACUCGAGUCAUUGUCGCCUCGCGCCCACGUCAUGUCGUAAUCCACCCAAAUAUACUAGACAAUAACCCUCUCGCCUCCAACUUAUGGGACUUACUAGUCCUCCUUCAAAUCACCCAACCAACCGAACAAGACCCAAUUCCAAGUGUUUUGCGCCACCUAAUCACGAAUGAAUACAUAAUAACCACCGGAGUCCCCUCGAAGCUCCUCUCCAACUACUCGUCCAGAGACACCCAAUUGAAGAACGACGCCUCAUCUAUACCUCUCACAGGUUCCCUGGAUAGUAUCCUCCGCGAGGGAAGCAAUGUGGCUUCACAGAACCUGGAAGUGUCGCCCGAGCUGCUGAAAUUCAUGAAUGAACUUUCACAGACCCAUCAGGGACCCGUGACCAUGCUGAACCUGCUGCAAUUCCACCAUCCUGAUGGAAAGAAUGAUUACUAUCGGUACGGCCAGGCGUUCGUUCCUGUCGCGGGGAAACGCGGCGGCAAUGCCAAGUUGGUGGGCAAUGUGGUGCAACCUGCGUCGGAGAAGGGUGAUUCGCGGGGGUCGAGGGGUCGGUCGCAGCAGGAUUGGUGGAAUGAGUUUUCUAUCGUGCAUUACCCUUCCAUCCGACACUUCUGUGAUAUGCUUGCUGGGGAGGAUUAUCAGUCUAUCAACGAGAGGUAUCGGUUAUCGGCCCUUCGUGAUACAUUCUUGCUAUGUUCAACUGAGUUCGAUGUUGAGGGCCUCGCAAGCUCCAAGCUAUGA